Messenger RNA from Durio zibethinus, 911 nucleotides. RefSeq lists its product as uncharacterized. The record is from RefSeq and is a predicted model, not a curated record. Lineage: Eukaryota; Viridiplantae; Streptophyta; Magnoliopsida; Malvales; Malvaceae.
UGUACAAAAUUGAGCAUUACUAGAGAAAUACUUUCAUUGGUGGACAAAGCAUAAUACUGAACUACUUCUAAGAAACAUCCUAGGAGAAUCAUAUGCCGAGUCACCCUUACUUUCUCAACCGGCAAUGCUAACUGUCUACAUUGGAUAUGGAUUUGAUCUCUGCUGAGGCCCACCAAAAAAGUAGCCGUUAGAGGCUUGACCGUUGAGCUGGAGAACGUUCGCAAAGCAAGCACAUUUUAAAAACCCCUUUGUCACCUCUUUCCACUGUGUCCUGGAUAGAACCUGAAACCCAAAACCUGUUUAUAUAUAUUCUCCCCCAUAUCCUCUUUCAGACAGCAAAAGAAACAGGGAUUCACAAACACACAGAAAUCUUGGGAAGAAGUGAAAAUGGGUUUGGUUGUAGUCAUCUCUCUGCCACUGAUUUUCUUUUGCAUAUUACUUGGUGUUGGAUGUUACUUCCUGGGAAGAGCUAGAGGGAGACAAGAUCUCCGUACCAACCCUCAGAUUUACGGGGUACCAGCUCCGCCGCCUGGUGCAACAACCUCUUUCCCAUCUCCUCCUCCUCCGCCACACACCAAGCCCGACAACUUGGCCAAUGUUUGAUAGGGGAAUCUCAGACUUGAAGCUACUCUAAAGUCCAAGAUUUGAUUUCAUAUCUGGGUUUCUUUUAGAAAAUUUUUUUCACAUAUCUCUACUUUUUGGGUGUAGAGAAAGGUUGAUUGUUUGUGGUAUUGAUGCUUAUACUUCUGUGAAAUUGAGAUAUAUUGUGUUGGCGCAUAUUGGCUGAAAUAUCAAUCAAUAAUAUUUGUAGCAUGUCUAUUUUCUGAUGUAUAAUUUAGUUUAAACUUUUGAAGUGAAUUUUCUUUUGCUUAACCCAGUUUAAUCCAGUCAUUUGAUAAUGCCUGCAAAUA